GUCAAAGUGACAGCGCUGUACUGCUGAGCAUCACAUUGUGCAGUGUGUAGGGGGGGACCCAUUGACUGGCCCGUACGCGCUACUAUGGAGCGGCUUUGGAUCACCGUGGCAACAUGUAUGCUCACGUCCUGCUGUGUCAAAGGCAACGACUGGUGGUGGGAGUAUGAGGAGGGCAUACGGCACUACAGCAAAGAGGCCCUCAACAAGGAGUUCCCAGAGAAAACUCGACCCCUGAGCUUCAAACAUCCUGUGUUCCAGUGCCCGGACAUGAGCCCUUCUCCCUCUGUCCCGUCCUCAGUUGAAUAUGUGAAGGCGGCAGAUAUCAAAGUCAUCGCUGCCCUGGGGGAUUCACUGACAACGGCCAUCGGUGCAAACGCCACCACUGUACUCGGGAUUCCUAUAGAGUUUCGCCAUGUGUCGUGGAGCAUUGGAGGCUUUGGGUCAUUUGAGUAUGUCAUUACUCUGGCAAACAUCAUCAAGCUGUUCAACCCCAACCUGCUGGGUGCCGCUCCGGGGAAGACGGUUCACGGCAUGCAGGCUCAUAUCAGCGAAACGGGCUUCAACCUGGCUGUGACGGGACACAACACCUUCAACCUUCCCAGUCAGACCAGACAUUUGAUCGACACCAUGAGAGGUUAUGAGGGUCUGAACUUUGAGGAGGACUGGAAGCUGUUGACCAUCCUCAUGGGCAUGAAUGACAUCUGUGAUUACUGUAAAGAUAAGGCUCUAUUUUCAGUGGACAACUUCAUUCACUAUAUCACCGUAUCCUUGGAAAUGCUCAUGAAUGAGGUUCCUCGUAUGAUCGUAAAUGUGGUUCAGAUCCUGCCCAUGCAGACUCUGAGGGAGGUGCAGAAGCCUACCCCGGGGUGCCUGCUCCAAAGGUCUUUCUGCUCAUGCCUGAUUGAGCCAGUAGGUAGUUCUGCCGAGCUUCUGGAGUUGGUAGAAGUCAAUCUGGAGUUCCAGAAGAGGCUGGAUUUGCUGCUGUACAGCGAUCGGUUCUUCAGGGACGACUUCGCCGUCGUUCUUCAGCCCUUUCUGAAACACGCUGACCCUCCCCGCCUCCCGAACGGGAAGAUCGAUAUGACCUUCUUCACUCACGACUGCUUUCACUUCACCAUUAAGGGACACGAGGAGCUGGCAAAGGGACUGUGGAACAACAUGUUUCAGCCAGAGGGAGGAAAGAUGAUCGUGAGCAGCUUUUCUGACCCCAUCAGUCUCAUCUGUCCUCCCAUGGAACACCCGUAUAUCUUCACCCGGCCGAUAGCAGCCCGGUCUGGUCAGCCUCCUCUGCAGUCUGCCGCUCUCUCACAGGCAGCCGUGUUCUUCCUGCUGCUCCUCGGGGCCUUGGCAUGUCUCCCGGUUAUGUAGCUUCCACUUUUCUGGACUGUUUAACAAGCCUGCCUCUGCUACAUUGGUUGCUGUUGAGAUUUUAGGGCGAUAAACAUGCAAAGUAGAGUUUGUCAGCCAGACUUUGCAGCUGAAUACUGAAUAUUUAUUUAGAGGCAGGUGAAGACUUAGGCGGUUGUUGGUGAGAAGCUUUCUUUGGAAGAAUCUGUUGCUGGAAGCAAAACGUUUUCUAUUUGCAUUCAAACCGAUCCAUCAUCCCUGCACUGAGUUUAUUUAUCAGUCCACACACUAACUGAACUUAUGAACAUGUGUACUUGGAAUAAUAUACUGUAGGUAAUUUUUGAAGCAAAAGUCUAGCUAGUAGUUGCUUUGAAUAAAGUGUAUCACCCAGUAUAAGUUGCAGAUUUUGUAAA
Eleginops maclovinus (Patagonian blennie) is the source of this 1760-nucleotide messenger RNA. RefSeq names its product phospholipase B1, membrane-associated. Bases 85 to 1368 code for a protein of 427 amino acids. NCBI's taxonomy places the organism in Eukaryota, Metazoa, Chordata, Actinopteri, Perciformes, Eleginopidae. Gene Ontology annotation, molecular function: phosphatidylcholine lysophospholipase A1 activity; retinyl-palmitate esterase activity; A2-type glycerophospholipase activity. Gene Ontology annotation, cellular component: brush border membrane. The record is from RefSeq and is a predicted model, not a curated record. The transcript is spliced from 16 exons. Gene Ontology annotation, biological process: phospholipid metabolic process.